Messenger RNA from Prorocentrum cordatum, 4186 nucleotides. NCBI's taxonomy places the organism in Eukaryota, Dinophyceae, Prorocentrales, Prorocentraceae. The record is from the annotation of a GenBank genome assembly.
AGGCACAGCCUCCUUCAUGGAGCGCUAGCCCCCCUGCUUCCGCGCGAGACUGCCGCGGGCGGGGGCGAACGUAGCCAUGCGGUCCCUCAGCGCCGCUGCCUGGUCGCUGGCCGCGGCGCUGCUGCUGGGGGCUACACCUUCGUCGGCAGUCACGCCAAUCCAGAAGGUGAUCCAGCUUCUCGACGGUAUGAUUGCCAAAGGCAAGGAGGAGAAGCACGUAGAGGAGGUCGGGUUCGCCAAGUUCCAGCAGUGGUGCGACAGCGUGCGGGCCGAGAAGACGAAGAGCAUCAAGGAGGGAGCCGCCCAGAUCCUCCAGCUGCGGGCGGACAUCGACAAGGCCAGCACGGACGCCACGGCGCUCGCCGGGGAGGUCGCGGAAUUGGAGGGCGCCGUGGCCAAGGCGGAGAAGGAGCUGAGUACGGCCACCACGCUGCGCAAGACGGAGAAGGCCGACUACGACGCGCAGCACGCGGACUUCUCGGACUCGAUCGACGCUUGCGAGAGGGCCAUACAGGCGCCCUUCCCCGAGGGGAGAGGUGCACCUUUCAGCUUUGAUAAAACGAUCGCCCGAUCGCUCACAUUCGUAGGCGGAGCUUGUGGUUUCGGUUUGCUGCUAUUGCUAACCCUGCGUUCACUUCGCAGAAGUGACUUCCAUGGCGGCGCGGACCUGGAGACCACCACAGACGUGCCAGUUGACGCCGACAAGCCUGGCGAAGAUUUCGACGAAUACGACCUUGCCGGGGACGACCAAGAGGCGCCAGCUCCAGCCCAGGGCUCGGCGCAGGAGGCUCGCGACAACCUGCCGAGUCCCAUGUUCGACGGUUCAGGCUGGCGGGACUAUUCACGGAGACUGGAGGCCUGGGCGUUGGCAGCGUCGCUCAGGUCAGCAAGGCAGGGACCAGCGCUAUACGCAAGGCUCCCGGGAGAUACGUGGGCAGCGGUCGAAGGCAUCGAUUUGCAGAAGUUGUCGGACGCUAGCGGCGUGGACUUCGUGAUGCUAGAGCUGCGAGAUCGCUUCGAGGAGCAGGAUAUCUUGCGACAGGGAGAUGUGUUGCAGGAGCUGGCCGUGGCAUGGAAGCGCAAGCAGCAGGAACACAUCAUAAUGUUCAAGAGGCGCUUCAACACCCUCGUGUAUCGCCCGAAGAAGCCUCGCGUGUCGACGGCGGCGGAGAGGAACUGGUCGAAUGUCGCGGAGUUCGACCGCAGCGGCAACAGCGCCUUCAGGCCGAAGAAGCCUGGUAGGGCGUGGGCUCCCAUAGCGCGUUGCGCUUCGAACUCGAACGAUGGCGCCGCUCCCGCCGCCGCUGACAUCAGGUCGCGCAUCGCGCUCAUGGUCGCCAGCCUGACGUUGGCGUGGGCCAGCAUCCUCAAGGCGGUGGAGAAGGCGCCGACGAUCCGGGGCACGCGCAUGUUCGACCUGGGCGCGCCGGCGGCCGUUCUCGUGGAGCACAGCGUGCACGUCGACAUAGGCGUCGUCGCGGGCGUCGCACUCAGCGCAGAGGCGAAGAAUGCGGACAUGGUUGCGCAGGCUCGGCUGGUGGACUUCAAGCGAUCAUCGGCAUCGUCGUCGAAACGGCGGCGGGUCGACAAGAAGGGGCAUUGGUUCUCGAUUCUUGGAGGCUACCGCUUCGCCGUGAAGAAGUGCAUGGGCCAUGGCAGCGUCGAGUCGUUGUUGAAACAGUUCGAGGUGGAGUCGACCCGCCAGACCGUAUACCGCUGGGAGGCGCUGGCUGGCGCGUCGCUUCAGCUUCAGACGCGCGAGUGGCACAGCAACCACCACCGUUACCUGCGAAAGCGGCACGCGCUGGCACGCUGGUGCAUUCAAGCAGAUGGCGACAGCGAGACGGCGACCCGAUCGUUUUCGCACAGCAUUGUGUCCGUGCGCGCCGACGCGACGAACACUGGCGAUUGGCUAGGCUGCAAGGCUCACACGUGCGAGGUGUCAGCUCUGUUCUCCGACAUCCCGCACGACUGCAUGGAGGCCUUCCUCAAUGGCCGCUGCUUUGCGGACGCUGCCCUGUCCGCUUGGGGCGAGCCUGACUUAGUCGAGCCGCCUCCAGAUAGCCGUGCCACCGUCUACUCUGACUUGAUGCAAGUGCCAGAGAGUUGCACUGGCGAGGAGUCCUACGCCAUGGUCUGGAAGCAGGCGUCGUGCGCGGGUGCUACGUGCUGGGACCAGGCGAACCUCAUCGAGAAUGACGACCGCAUCUUCCACGCCAACGUGUGGUUCUUCGGUAGCGACCAGGGUCCCGACCAGAAGGGGUCAGACCACAUCUUAGACAUCGUUCUGGCUGACCGCAAGUGGGUGCUCAAGUUUCGGCAGUGGUGUCUCCAGCACUGCAUGCACCUCAUGACUGGCAGACAGCUCGUGGAGAUCGAUCGCUGGUUCAAGAGGGGCUACUUCGGGCGAUUGGGAACUCUCGUCAACGCGUGGAGGUCUGACGGCAAGAAGAUCAAGCAGACGUGGGCUGCUCAGACGAGCGACGCCCGUGCGAGAUCAGCGCGCAGCAUGCUCCCGCCUCGUCCGCUCCGAGGCCGAUGGAAUUCCAUUUCGAGCACUGAGGCCUACAUGUUGUUCGCGCAACCCGCGGAGGUCCCCCAGGUGUUCACUGCCCACCUGCGCCCAGCGGCUGUCGCCAAGGCCAAGGCCGCUGGUCGUGGCCGAGGGCGCGGGCGAGGCGGGCGCGGGCGCAGACAGCGGCUUAUUCUCCCCGAGGGUGAAAUGGAUGAAGUUGCUCACUCCGACAGGUUAUCGAAAUGGAAAGCCGACGUGCUGCUGACGGCCAACGACAAUACGUUCUGGCUAACGUUGUUCAUCGCCAACAGGACGAGGUCACCCUCAGAGCAUCUGAGCCGUUGGCUGCAGUCUGCAACUACCAGCGACUCGCGCCCGCGGUCCAUCGACUUCGUCUGUGUGAAGGGAAGGCAGUUUGCGAAUGAGUGGGUCGACCUUUUGCUAGAAGGCAACGACGCCAAGUACUGGGGCCCUGUGAGGCGCAUUGCCGACCCCGACGAGCAGGCGCUGCGGCGGUCCAGAGUCGUGCACAUCAGCUUGUGCAUGGCGGCAGACUACAACAGGAGGGUGAUGGUGCAGGUGGCAGAUCUUCCUUUGAGGAUUCUCGCUCUUGCCUUCGCCCACCCAUUGGAACCGUGCGAUGAAAGGAGAGAGCUGGCGGCUUCACUGCUUCAGGCAGCAGAGGCGUUCCCAGGUGCUGCCGCCGAUUUGCAGUGCGACGCGACUUCUAAGAAGUUCGUCGACAUCUUCGCGCCAGAGCUGGCUCGAUGUCGAGAUGAGGGGCGAGGCGCGUUGGACAGGCAGCUCUGGGCUUUCGUCAACGCCAUCGCGCGCGAGUGGAAGCUGGACACGCAGGAGAUCGAGGGCGCGAACAGCAUUAUCAAGACGGUGUGGAAGCGUUCCCCAGCGAUCGCAUGGCCGCUGCUGUCUGCCCGGAUGUCGAUGCGCAAGUUCUUGGAGCGGAUGAACAAGAUUGCCGAGGAUAUCUGGGAGGAGCGUAUCUUGCCGUCAGCCGUGCAUGUCUGGCGCAUCAUACCUAUACGUGGUGGCGCGGUUGAUUUUGGGGUGCUGACCAACACGAGCGGUAUCUGGAUCCCUUCGUACACAUAUUAUUCUCAAUUGUGGUCGGUUCGUACAGAGGUGUCUGACGGUGGCCAAGUCAAGCUUAUCAUGCCGCUUACGUUCGCCACGCUGUUUGGCGUCUUGUCCGUGCAUCACGAUGCUUAUGUUAGUCCCGACCGUGACGCGGAUGCCGUGGAUUCGAUGUUACAAUUGAAUGACCUCUGCUGGGACUGUGAGUGUAUGGACAGGGCGUCUGUCGAACAAGAGUACGUAUGUUUUAUGUUAUCUAGAUAUUGCAAGUGCCGUGGCGGUGAUGACGGCGACGCCAGCGACGAGUCUGGCGGGGGCGGGGCCGACGGCGUGGACGACCCCGCCGACUCCGACGCUGAGGCUGAUGCCUACCUUGACGUGGAGCACGACCGCGGCGAACUCGGCGAUGAAGAUUACGAACCUGAAGCCGAUAUGCACGAAGGUGACGCACAUGCCCGCGACGCCGCCGACAUAGCUGGCGCCGCUGCUCGUCUCGGUGCAGUGGCAGAUCGUGCUCGUGAUGAGGCGCUGCGUCGUGCCGCUGAGCUCGCUGCUUCGGACAAUGGGGGGCAGCAAUGA